Molecule: messenger RNA, 4879 nt
Organism: [Torrubiella] hemipterigena
Lineage: Eukaryota; Fungi; Ascomycota; Sordariomycetes; Hypocreales; Clavicipitaceae
Source: the annotation of a GenBank genome assembly
UGCCACUUUAAUAUGGAAAUUUGUUUUCUUAAAAGGAUUUUUCGACUUGCCAUUAUCUCAGAACGAUAUCUGCAUUAAAGUUCACUGCCCCAUGUGCCGUGUUUCUCGGCGUGUGUCACUAGCGCCAACGCCUCGCCUCAGCCUGAUUUGAAGCAUUGCACCUACGCAAACGUUCAAAAAGGCCGCGCAGCCUACUUCUUCGUUUCUUCCCGAGCCAACAUCGCGCCUACACAAGUCAAUGCCUCUUCCUCAGGCAUUGACCCAGUAACAUAAAUGGUUCAACACGAUUCAGGUGCCAUAUGGCCAAAAUUUCUUCUUGGCCAUUCUUGUCUCCCUUUGGGCCUCUUUGCCCCGUCAACUAAUCUCGACUCAAGCAAUGCCAAUUUACAGGCUGUCAGCUCCCUCGGCGGGAAAUGCGCUCUUCCACUUGAUAAUGUCGCCAUCAAUCAGAUAAUUGGGCUAUCAAUUGUUCCGUCGGUCAUUCUGCUGGUUCUGGCUUUUGUCAGGUACUGUCGCCUUUUCAACCAGCAAGUCAAAGUACAGCCUGGCUUCAUUUUCUUUGUCAAAUUGGCAUUUUAUCUCGCUUUAGCGUGCUCUCAGGUUGCAGGACUCCUAGCAUGGCUUGGCAGAAGCGUUUCGCAAAUCUGUCCGGACGUCACGGUAGGCAUUCCCGCCACCGGCCUUGGAGUCGCUGCCUCCCUCACUAUGGCUCUUCUUAGCCCUGCCGAGGACCGCAAAUCUAUCAAGACAUCAAACAUCUUAACCCUGUAUCUGGGUUCCUCUGCCAUUUUCGAUUUGAUUCUCUGUCGAACGAUUUGGUUCCCACAGGACCCUGGUUCCCAAGUGGACAAAUCGCUAGCCCUACCUCUACUCCUGUGCUCCGUUUUCAAGAUCGUGCUCUUUUUCCUCGAAAUGCAGUCAAAGACACGCCGUUUUCUUCCCAACUGGGCGAAGACAGGUCCAGAGGAGGCUAGCGGAACCAUCAACAAGUCGCUCUUUUGGUGGAUCAACAGUUUGAUCAUCCGCGGCUAUAAAAACAAGGAGAGCAUGACUACAUACUACAAGCUAGACAGCGAACUACUCGCGCGCAACGGAUUCCCACACCUUUACCUCCGGUGGCGACAGCAGAUUAUGAAGACCAAGAGCCGUCCUUUAGUCAGAGCCAUUCUCUCCUACAGUCUGCCAUCGAUGCUACGGUGUGUAGCCCCUCGGCUCCUUCUAAUGACUUUCAGACUAUCUCAGCCAUUCCUCAUCAAGAACGCCAUCAUAUAUACCCAACAAGACCAUCACAAUGGCGCCGAUCGCAGCGGGUACAAUUUGAUUGCGCAGGGUGUUGGCGUGUAUGUUGGGCUUGCAAUAUCCGAGGCAAUCUUUGAACGAGCAGUAUAUCGCCAAUCAACCCUCAUUAGAGGCGCUGUCAGUUCAUUGGUGCUGCAUGAUGCAACUGACAUUGCCACUGAAAAGGACGGCGAAAGUGCCGUUACCUUGGUUACAUCAGAUGUUAAUCAAAUAUUGUAUGGAUUUGAGACUGUCCAUAACAUCUGGAGUGGUUUGCUCGAGCUUUCCAUUUGCAUGUAUCUGCUCUGGCGGCAAGUUGGAUUUGGAAGUAUUGGUCCUAUCCUCAUGACAAUUGUUUCGUCAUUGUUGGCUACCAUGAUCAGUUUAAAGAUGCCUGCUCAACAGAUGGCUUGGAGCAAAGCCAUUGAAACGCGCGUGAAACAGACUACGGCCAUUAUUUCUUCCAUGAAAGAGGUGAAGCUACUAGGCGUUGUCAAUCUAUGGUACCAAAAGCUUGAGAACUUGAUGAAAAACGAGUUGUCAAAGUCUCGCGCCAUGCGAGCAUCAAUGACUCUGAUGAACGGAUGUGGCAAUCUCUCUCAUGUAUUUUCACCCGUAUUUGCCUUUGGUAUUGCUCUUUUAAUCUCGGCAUUUGGUGAGAACGGACGGUUUACGUAUGAAUACGCCUUUACCACGAUCUCAAUCUUCAGCUUGGUUGGACAGCCCACAUCAGCAGUCCUGUGGGGAAUGCCUGCAGUUUUGCGAUCUCUGGCUGCCUUUGAAAGAAUUGAGAAGUAUCUUUUGCUUGCGGAAGAGGCUAGGGUUCUACGUGGCGAGUCUUCGGGACCGGUUGAAAGGAUUGGCUACUCUGACGCAUCAGAUGCGACGACCUUGGAUACUGACAUUGCCAUUGACGUUCAGGAUGCCACGUUUUCAUUUGCUGCGAACGAAUCUUUCAGUCUGAAGAAUGUGAAUCUAACACUCAAGACAGGCACGUUUACGAUGGUUAUUGGUAAAGUUGGUACCGGUAAAACCGUUCUGCUUAACUCGUUGCUCGGUGAGGUCAAAACUACCGGAAAAGUACUCAGAAACAUUGGAAGUGGUAUUGCGUACUGCCCUCAAAGCGCCUGGCUUUUCAACGGAACUAUUCGCAAAAACAUUGUUGGAGAGUCAGUCUCUACCAUGGAUCAAGACUGGUACAACACUGUUGUUAAGGCGUGUGCUCUUGAUAUUGACUUUCUUGAGUUGCGCAGCGGUGACCAAACUGAAGUCGGCUCAAAGGGUGUCACACUCAGCGGCGGCCAGCGUCAUAGGGUUAAUCUUGCUCGUGCUUUGUAUUCCCGACACGACUUUCUGGCCAUUGAUGACGUCUUGAGCGGACUGGAUUGGACUACACAAGCUCAUGUGUGGUCACAGGUGUUUGGUCCCAACGGCCUUCUUCGCAAGCAUAACCGCACCGUCAUCCUCGCCACUCAUCAUACUCCCCAUUUAGAAGACGCUGACAAGAUCGUUCUCCUUGGGCAGAAUGGACAAAUUACCCAACAGGGAAGCUUUGUUGAGCUCUCUAGCACGGAGGAUUUCUCAGCAGUGUUGAAAACUCGACAGCCCAAAUCCCAUUCAGGCUCUAGCUCAGAUGAUGAAAGAGAUGACAAACCGACCGAGGAUGCCAAAGCCGACUCAAAUGGGGCAGAAAAGGCAGCCGAAGCGGACAGUGGCGCUGGCGACUGGUCACUGUAUGGAUAUUUCCUGCAACAUAUUGGAAUGCGAAACGCGAUCAUUUUAUUCUGCCUGGGUCUUCUCAUGCCCCUAAGCUAUGCGCUCGGUGAAUUUUGGAUUAUGAUUUGGGCAGGGGCUAAUGAACAGAACCCCCAACUGGCACAAUUGUUCUACUAUCUCAUAUAUACUGUUAUUCAGCUCAUUGCAUUCUUUGGCAUGCUCGCCGAUCUCUGGUUCAUCCUGGUGGUCUUGAUGCCCAAGACGGCCGAGGCGAUGCACCACAUCCUACUGAAUACUAUGAUGAAGGCUCCUCUCAGCUUCUUCACCAAUACCGCCUCAGGAGAUAUUGUUAACCGAUUUAGCAAAGACUUGAAGCUCAUCACUGAGUCUUUGACCACCUCAUUCCUGUUUGUCUGGUUUACCCUUCGAUUGCUUGUCACGUCGUGCAUUCUGGUGCUACCAGGUUCGAGCUAUCUCGCUCUUUCAGUCCCCGUGACUGUAGUUUUCGUUUACUAUUUGGCAAAAGUAUAUCUACCCAACUCAAGACGGCUGCGAAAAGAGGAUAUUCAAGAAGCGGCACCGAUCAACACGCACUUGUUGGAGACAAUCGACGGACUAGUUACGAUCCGUGCCUUUGGUUGGAGAGAAUACUACCGAGAAACAGCCCUGGAAUUGGUUGACAAGGCCCAGACUCCUCAUUACUUACUGCUUUGUGCUCAGCGCUGGCUCAAUCUUGUCCUCGACCUCUACACAGCCGCAAUCGCCGUUUCGCUUAUUGCCUUGGCGGUUUUCCUACCUGACGGAACUCAGACUGGAUUGAUGUCAGUGGCAUUGGUUAAUGUUCUCGGUCUAUCCAGCGCUCUCACUACCCUUGUAUCGAUGUGGACGCAGCUAGAGACCUCGCUAGGUGCCAUUGCUCGAGUGAAAGAAUUUGAGAUUGAAACUGCGCAGGAGAAGGAGCCAGAAGCCCCCCAAGAGUUGGCCUCGAUGUGGCCGGCAGACGGCAAAGUCGUCAUCAACAAUGCCACUGCCUCCUACUCCAAGGAUUCGCUUAGCCCUGCUGUCAACGAUGUUACAGUCACCAUUGAGGCAGGCAAGCGAGUGGCUAUUUGUGGGCGAACUGGCAGCGGAAAGUCGUCUCUUCUCUUGACGCUCUUCCGCCUCAUGGAUCUCGACUCUGGAUCGAUUGCUAUUGAUGGGCUGGAUACGACAACUAUUUCACCAAAUACGCUGAGAGAGAAACUGAUUUGUGUGCCGCAAGAUCCUACCUUAUUCCCGGGCUCUCUUAGAUCCAACCUGUGGCAAUCAGCGGAUGAGACUCUUGCGGCACCGAAUGACGAGGAAAUGCAAAAGGCUCUAGAGGGCGUUGGUCUCUGGGAAACGGUGAGUUCACAGGGUGGCCUGGACAAGGAAGCCUCGGAGCUUUCCUUUUCACACGGGCAAAAGCAGCUAGUAUGUCUUUGCCGUGCAGUGCUCCGCAAAGACACUGGCAACAUCCUUGCACUAGACGAGGCCAUGAGCGCCGUGGAUGGCGAGACGGAGAAGGUGAUGGUGGAGGUUCUUGAUCGAGAAUUUGCCAACCAUACGAUCAUUUCGGUUGCCCACCGGCUCAACACAGUCCGACACUACGACCAGAUUGUCGUUCUCGAAAAGGGCAAGGUUGUAGAAACGGGUGAGCCUGAUGCGCUGCUUGAGAAGGAGGACGGACGGUUCCGCGCCUUGUGGAACGCACGAGGCUGAGCUGAGGCUGGAGGGUGGCUUGAUUGUUUGCUCUUGUUUUUUGUAGUAUUCUUUCUUUAUUAGUUUGUUGCCUUUACAUCAUUAACUGUUUUUUUCCUUUAUGCCAUUUUCACACCCUCUGUAAUCAACCAGGCUGUAAACCAAC